CUAACAAUCGGAACAACUGAGCACUCGGUAAUUGGACACUAGGAUCAAGGAAUCCCGUCUUUUUGAACAUUUUCUCAGCUAUUUACCCGGUGUGAGGUUAGCGUUUGUUCGCCUCGUGUCGACCGGAUAACUUCGCCCGCUGCGUGGCUCCCCGCCGAUGAGGUUUUUAUUCUAUAGCGGCGCGUUUGAGGGUAUGUGGGGAGGUUGUAAUAAAUAAGAAGAGAAAUGCAGGGAUUCGUCAGGUUACAGUUGCACCGCUGAGCUGCCCCUGCGCUACGACGCUUCCCCCCGUUUUUUCGCCUCUCUCCACACGGGACCAUGGAGUGAGAGAAGAGGGGGAAUAGGACGAUUUUAUCCGGAGGCUUUUGGAUUCGAGCGCGGCGGCUGCACCGACUGGUUUUUACACUCCCUGGUCAAUGUGUUACCGACUUUAACAUCCAAAGCGGGGUAUACCUUUCCGUCUGGGAGAGCCUCGGGGACCCCUGCCGCUUCUUACCCGGGGAGAGAGAGUUCCCAGACGGCUAUCGGGACAGUUUUCCAUUUGAAUAGCCUCCACACAGGCAGGCUGAAUGAGGCAGCGGAGAAGCGCCGGGGAAGAGAGCCGCUGCAUGUGAUUGUGUCCGAGAGAGUCCGGGCAAGCACCGAGCUUUUUAGGCACCUCAGCCCCGCUGUAGGCGCUGUGCAAUAUGGUGAAACUCUACAGAAGAGGGAGAAAGGGACAAUACUUUUAAAAUCGCCCACAUGCACUGGAUCAACUGCUGGAUUUGGGAACCGAAUACGCAGAAGGGGGGUUGGGGAUCCUUGGAGGCUGCCGGAGGAUGGAGCGGUGUAGCCGGGGUUGGUGAGAGCCUAACUUCGGGCCACUUUACAUUUCUUAUUCCUAAACAACUCGCCCCUGUUCCCAGGACACAUGCAGGCCAAAAAACGCUACCUGAUCCUGCUCUCCGCCGGUGCAUGUCUAGUGCUUCUCUUCUACCUCGGAGGGGUUCAACUUCCAGCGGCGAGCAGGAGCCGGCAUGACCGCAGCCGGAAUGGGUACCGGCCCGACCAGCCCUGGCCUCACUUCUCGGACCCUUUACACCUCUCCAUGCCCUGGGAUCAGACGGACACCGAGGAGUACAACCUGCACAUAUCUCCGAGGCAGAAGAGGGACGUCAACACGAGUGUUUACAAAGGCAAAAGGUGCCGCAUGGAUUCAUGCUUUGAUUUCUCUCUGUGUCAGAAGAACGGAUUCAAAGUUUAUGUUUACCCGCAGCAGAAGGGGGAGAAGAUCUCAGAGAGUUAUCAGAAUAUUUUAUCGACCAUUGAGGGGUCCAGGUUUUACACCUCAGACCCAGGACAGGCGUGUCUGUUCGUCCUGAGUCUGGACACUCUGGACCGGGACCAGCUGUCCCCGCAAUACGUCCACAACCUGAAGACCAAGGUCCAGAACCUGCCUCUGUGGAACGACGGCAGGAACCACCUUAUAUUUAACUUGUACUCGGGGACGUGGCCGGACUAUACGGAAGACCUGGGCUUUGACAUCGGUCAGGCCAUGCUGGCCAAAGCCAGCAUCAGCACCGAGAACUUCAGGCCCAACUUCGACGUGUCCAUCCCCCUCUUCUCCAAGGAGCACCCGAGGACCGGCGGAGAGAGGGGCUUCCUCAAGUACAACUCCAUCCCGCCUUUUAGAAAAUACAUGCUGGUGUUCAAGGGGAAGCGCUACCUGACAGGUAUCGGCUCGGACACCAGGAAUGCCUUACAUCACGUCCACAACGCGGAGGACGUGGUGCUGCUCACCACCUGCAAGCAUGGCAAAGACUGGCAGAAGCACAAGGACGCACGCUGUGACAAGGACAACGCAGAGUAUGACAAGUACGACUACAAGGAGAUGCUCCACAACUCCACCUUCUGUCUGGUGCCCCGCGGCAGACGACUGGGCUCCUUUCGCUUCCUCGAGGCGCUGCAGGCUGCAUGUGUGCCGGUGAUGCUGAGUAACGGUUGGGAGCUGCCUUUCUCCGAGAUCAUCGACUGGAACACAGCCGCAGUGAUCGGCGACGAGAGGCUCCUGCUGCAGAUCCCGACCACGGUGCGCUCCAUCCACCAGGAUAAGAUCCUGUCCCUCAGACAGCAGACUCAGUUCCUCUGGGAGGCCUACUUCUCCUCCGUGGAAAAGAUAGUGCUGACCACGCUGGAGAUCAUCCAGGACCGUGUGUUGGAGCACGGCUCCAGGAGCAGCCUGAUGUGGAACAGUCACCCUGGGGGACUCUUCGCCCUGCCGCAGUACUCCGGAUACCUGGGGGACUUCCCCUUCUACUACGCCACACUGGGUAUUAAACCGUACCCCAAGUUCACAGCGGUCAUCCAUGCCGUCUCUCCUCUGGUGUCCCAGUCGCAGCCCAUACUCAAGCUCCUGGUAGCUGUGGCCAAGUCCCAAUACUGUGCACAGAUCAUCGUCCUGUGGAACUGUGACAAGCCUCUGCCGGCCAAACACCGCUGGCCCGCCACCUCAGUGCCCGUCAUCGUCAUCGAGGGAGAGAAUAAGGUGAUGAGCAGUCGUUUCCUGCCCUACGAGACCAUCGUGACCGACGCUGUCCUCAGCCUGGAUGAAGACACGGUGUUGUCCACCACUGAGGUGGAUUUUGCCUUCACGGUGUGGCAGAGUUUCCCAGAGCGAAUCGUAGGCUACCCGGCUCGCAGCCACUUCUGGGACAGCAACAAGGAGCGCUGGGGCUACACAUCCAAAUGGACCAACGAUUAUUCAAUGGUGCUGACCGGGGCCGCCAUCUACCACAGGUAUUACCACUACCUGUACACCAACUACUUACCCACUAGUCUGAAGGGCAUGGUCGACCAGUUGGCCAACUGUGAGGACAUCCUGAUGAACUUCCUGGUCUCCGCUGUCACCAAGCUGCCGCCCAUCAAGGUCACACAGAAGAAACAGUACAAGGAGACCAUGAUGGGACAGUCUUCGAGGGCUUCUCGCUGGGCCGAUCCAGACCACUUUGCUCAGCGGCAAACCUGCAUGAACAAGUUCGCCAGCUGGUUUGGCGCCAUGCCGCUGGUCCACUCCCAGAUGAGACUGGACCCCGUCCUGUUCAAGGACCAGGUCUCCAUCCUCCGCAAGAAAUACAGGGACAUCGAGAGGCUCUGACAGGACCGGCGCCCCCUGGGGGGAGACCCCACGCAGGGGGAGGCGCACGAGAGAGACUCAGUGGAGAGUAGAAGGAGUAGUAGGACUACAGCAGGAUGGACAGGGAGCGACACGGCUCUGUCUUCCACUCAGCACAUUGCCAAUGACCACAGCGCUGCUGCUGCUGCCAGGACUUGACGCGGGAAGGGAUGAAUAGGAAACAAGCAGAUGGCGUUUGGGUAUAAAAAACACAAACAGAAACCGCAAACACAGACAGACAAAGAGGAGUACACAAACUGAUGGACAUGCCAAACAGUACUGUAUGUUUUGCAAAUGUGCAAACACACAGCACACACUACUGACGACGAGAACUCUUGGAUAGAAUAUUUUUUUGUACAAUGCGAACAAGGACGACAUUGACUUUCCUGCGCUCUCGGCACAUGUGCAGGAUGGUAGAAGAGGGAAGGUGUCCACGAUUGCAAACCUGGCAACCCCACCCACCAUUAGUCCUACUGGUCGCCCCUUGCAACCCUCCCCAGUCUGCAUCAGGACGUAAUACUGGACUACCAAAACCCAGCCCAGGAAACCCUGUUCUGAAGUUGAUUUGAUUUCUGUACAAGUCAGCUCUCUAGAGUCACUGUUGACCCUUUCUCCUCUCUGAGAGGUUUGAAAUCGGAGCGUCAUCAGUUUAAUCUUUUGGUUCUCGUGGCAGAAAAGGUAAACAGCAGUGUCCAACCUGUUAUUACAGUGGCCUGACAAGGUUUUUACAGCAAUGCAGCCAUUAUUUGUUGAAAUUCUCUGCUAUCAAGACACAUCCUUGAGCCUGAAAAACAUCCCGUCUGUCCUAUCCCCGGCUCUUUCCUUGAUGUGCUGAUAUGGCUUUCAUAAUGGUCUAUCUGCGUCCCUGUUAUUGCAAAGAUAAGUUAGAAAAACAUCUCGUUUCAUAUCCCAAUUUCCUCUCAUACUCGCUACAGCAGUUGUACUUUUCUCAUCUUUUUUUUUUUCACUUUCUUUCAUCAUCUUUUAUUUCCCCCUUCAAACUCUCUGUACUUUCACUCUUCUGUGUGUAUGUGUGCGCGUGUGUGUGUCUAUGUGUGUGUGCGUGUUGUGUGUACAGAGCCUUGAAAAGUUGGCUCAUCCAACCAUAAGCUCAAGCGGAGUACAUUUUCCCUCCGUUGGAAUGAGCGAAAUGAACAUUUCUGGAUGAAAUGGAGCAGAACGUUGCAUUCUAACCCAAACUCGUUUCGCCCAUUUAUUUCUUCCUGCAUGGCCUCGGAGCACUAUCCUUACAGGAGGAAAUGGAAUAAAAUUUCAGCCCAUAGCAGGUCUUUAGUGACCAGUGUCAUUUCACAGGAGUGCUUGUAGAGAGAUUUUUAACGCUGAGCGCUACAUCAGUGCCAUUCUGACAUCAGGGUCUGCCUUUAAAAUUGUUUAUUGCACAUCACGUUGCCUGCAUCGUUUCCAGAUGCC
Centropristis striata (black sea bass) is the source of this 4582-nucleotide messenger RNA. It is a transcript of the gene ext1b, whose product is annotated as exostosin glycosyltransferase 1b. Bases 911 to 3133 code for a protein of 740 amino acids. The record is from RefSeq and is a predicted model, not a curated record. Gene Ontology annotation, cellular component: membrane. Lineage: Eukaryota; Metazoa; Chordata; Actinopteri; Perciformes; Serranidae. The transcript is spliced from 11 exons. Gene Ontology annotation, molecular function: glycosyltransferase activity.